UCUGUAUAACUAUGUAGUCAUGUUUAUGACGAGCCAUACGACACGAUAGUUUAAAGCACGAAGUGUGGAAAUUUUAAACUAUCCUCUGGUAUCCCUGUUUACAGCUAGCAACACCGCGUGCCUAUGUCCGCCAUUAUGUUUUUUCGUGCGAUACGAUUACGACUAGUGUCUUAAAAAGUAAUUAAAAUAUCUAGUGUAAGAACAUAAAAUGAACAGAAGAAAAUUGAAGAAGUUGUUGGAUAUCCUCGAUUACGAUUCGGAUGAAGCCCCUCGAACAGAUCGAAAAAAUCGAAUAAUAAGUUCGAGUGAUGAGGAUGAAGAACCACCUAAGAAGAAACGGAAGCGUAUUUUGCCUAUUGAAGAAUCUGAUGAUGAACAAGCUGAUGAAAAUAAAGAGAACAUCUUGCAAUUAAUUGGAGAGCCAGAUAUAAAAAAGAAUGUAAUUUCCAUUAACCCAAAAUUAGCGGAACUGUGGCAAAAUAUAAUACAGAAAGGAUUGGAUAAAGAAGGCAAAAAGAAAUUGGAAGAAAAAAUUCCCUCAAUAGAGAACUGCUUCGUUCAAGCCCCGACAUUAAAUGAGGAAAUUGAAAUAACACUAAACAAAAAUGCUAAAACCAGAGAUCAAAAACUGUGCGAAAAACAGAACCAAAUUGGGUUAGUUAUUGCUAACUUAAAUAAAAUGUUAAAAGAGCUAAUUAAUAAAAAUGAUAAAGAACAUGUGGAAAUGCUAGGCGACUCUAUAAGACUAUUAGCUGACCUCCACUACCUAGAAACCGAAACCAGAAAGGCAGUUAUUCUACCGGGCUUAAACAAGGCACUCAAGGAAACAUUAGAAAAAACGCAAACCACUACUUUCCUCUUCGGAAAUGAUUUACAUAAAAUCAUUAAGAAAAGUAAAGAAAUGGAAAAGUCUGUCAAGGAUAUUCAACAGAAUAAAGGUUUAAACUUUUGGAGCCCGUCCUCCACCAACAAUCAAAUGCAGGGCGGGCCAAGAAAAAAUUACCUAAGCAAAAUAAGAAUGUAUCAAAGAAAUUACUACCGGAACACAGCAGCAGCAGCAGCAGCAGCAGUCGGUCAACCCCGGAGAACCCAACGACAGUGGUCACCUCGUCGUCCAGUUCGAGGCAGACGUCACCACCUUCAUCGCCGAGACCACAAGAAAUAGCCGAGGGACCACCAUCCACUACACCAGAACCUUACACUGAUUGCCGCAGUAUUAUCAGCAAAGUCUACUUAAGAAAAGGAUUAACCUGUGAAAGUAUCAAUAUAAUUUUAAAUUCAUUAUCAGAUAAUACAAUAAACCAAUAUAAUUCAUGUUUAAAACAA
This is a messenger RNA of Cydia fagiglandana, 1326 nucleotides long. RefSeq lists its product as uncharacterized. Lineage: Eukaryota; Metazoa; Arthropoda; Insecta; Lepidoptera; Tortricidae. The transcript has 3 exons. Bases 209 to 1165 code for a protein of 318 amino acids. The record is from RefSeq and is a predicted model, not a curated record.